Messenger RNA from Lampris incognitus (smalleye Pacific opah), 3621 nucleotides. It is a transcript of the gene tmprss15, whose product is annotated as transmembrane serine protease 15. The record is from RefSeq and is a predicted model, not a curated record. Gene Ontology annotation, biological process: acrosome reaction; proteolysis. Gene Ontology annotation, molecular function: serine-type endopeptidase activity; protein binding. Lineage: Eukaryota; Metazoa; Chordata; Actinopteri; Lampriformes; Lampridae. The transcript is spliced from 27 exons. Gene Ontology annotation, cellular component: membrane. The coding region runs from base 1 to 3558 and encodes 1185 amino acids.
AUGCAGAGGAACCGCUGGUCAUCAUUGGAGGCGUCGCUGGCAACGGUUUGUGCUGCGCUGCUGGUGACCUGCUUCAGUCUCAUCGCCGUUUGCUGGAUGGCCCUGCAUCCCCCCGGUGUGGCGGAGCAGGUGGUGAUGACGGGGCAGAUGGUGAUCACAGGUGGCGCUGUCUUCACUGAGGAGCUGAAGAACGGGUCCAGUCUGCAGUUUAAGUCUCUGGCGUACGACGUCCAGCAGCUGGUAACAGUGGCAUACAGCCAGGGUUCCCUAAGCAACAACUUUAAGACCUGCCAGGUUUUAAAAUUCAGUGAGGGCAGUGUGGUGGUGACCUUUGACCUUUGGUUCAACCAGCCCAUGGUUGUUCAGGAGACAGAGCAGGAGCUUAGGGCGGGGCUCCAAAGCACAGGGGGUGGAGCUUUGUUGAUUGACAUAACCAGCAUACACAUCACAGUGAAAGAGGAGACAACAGCCCUACCAACCACCCCAGCUCACACCACCAGGACCACCACCAGGACUACCAAGACUCCCACCACCAUCGAGACCAGCAUCACCACCAAAACCACCCCCAAGACCACCACCAUGACCAAGACCACCGCCACCACCAAGACUGCCACCAAGAGCCCCACCACCACAAAGACCACCACUAAGAUCCCCGACACCAUCAAGACUACCACCACGACCAAGACACCCACUACUGCCAAGACCACCACCAAGACUCCCAAGACCACCACCAUGACCAAGACCACCGCCACCACCAAGACUGCCACCAAGAGCCCCACCACCACAAAGACCACCACUAAGAUCCCCAACACCAUCAAGACUACCACCACGACCAAGACACCCACUACCGCCAAGAACCUCACCACCAUCAAGACCACCAUUAAAACCCCAAUCACUACCACCAAGAUCCCCACCACCACCACAUCUAACACCACGUCAGUGAUAUGUCCUCCGCUCCACACGGUUUGUGGAGAUGGAUUGACGUGCAUUCCUUCAGUCCACUUCUGUGACGGAGUUAAAAACUGUCCAGACGGCUCUGAUGAAGACAGUAGUCUCUGUGCAACAGCAUGUGAUGGACAGUUUCUCCUCCGGGGUCCAACAGGCUUCUUCCAUUCAGCUAACUUCCCUCUGCCUUACAACAGCAGCAGCCGCUGUCGCUGGAUCCUCCGAGUCCAGGAAGGAUAUUCUGUAAAGAUAGACUUCAUGGUGUUUGAAACAGAGGAAGACAGCGACACACUGAGUCUGUACGAGGGAAUCGGACCCACGAAACAGCUUUUAUCUGUGUUGUCAGGCUCCACCUCUCCAGGGACCAUGUGGCUGCUGUCUGACCAAUCAACAGUGGAGUUCAGCUCAGACGAUUAUAAUAAUCUCCCAGGGUUCAAUGCUUCUUAUAGUGUAGCAAACAUCAGCAACCUCUCAAAUGAGGAGAAGGUGAACUGUUCCUUUGAGCAAGGCUUUUGUUUCUGGAGACAGCAGCCCAAUGAUGCCGGCAACUGGCUGCGAUUUAAUGGCCCCACCUUCCCUCCCUUCACCGGGCCCAAUGCCGACCACACGCUGGGGAGCAUGGCAGGCUACUACAUCGUCACUCCACCCGGCCCUGGCCAAAGGCGUUUCCAGAUCCACAGCCUCCCUCUGACUGCGUCCACCCGGCCCGGCUGUCUCAGAUUCUGGUACCACAUGUUUGGAGAGGACGUCUACCAGCUCAGAGUCCUGGCUGUCGGACCGGCGGCUGUAGGUGGCGAGUUGCCGGUCACUGUUCUGUUUCAGAAGGAUGGAAACUAUGGUGACAGCUGGAACUACGGACAGAUCACCUUCAACGUCACAGCUGAGAUAGUGGUGAUGUUUGAGGCUCUGAAGGCAGCAGGGAUGAGGAAUGACAUUGCUCUGGAUGACAUCUCUCUGAGCAGAGGCCCCUGUGGGAUGGGGCCCCCUGAGCCCACUGCUGUCCCCGCCCCCACCACACCCCCAUCAGUCCCCCAGGACUGUGGAGGACCCUUUGACCUCUGGGAGCCAAACUCAACCUUCAGCUCACCCAAUUACCCACAAUCCUAUGGGAACAGAGCUAACUGUCUUUGGACCCUCAACACAAGAGAGGGCUGGAACAUCCAGCUGCAGUUUCUGGAUUUUGAUGUGGAGGCAACCUAUGAUGUUGUAGAGGUCCGAGAUGGGACAGGGCCUCACUCUGAGCUGCUGGGCGUCUUCACUGGCACUGAGAGACCUGCCCCUCAGCUGAUCUCCACAACCAACCAGAUGACCGUGAGAUUCUACACCGACCUUUCGGGACAGGGACGAGGCUUCAGAGCGAACUUCACCUCUGGGGAAAACCUGGGUUCAGCAGAGCCAUGUGCAGCAGACCAGUACCAGUGUCGCUCCGGUGACUGUAUCCGUGGUCAUGGUCAGUGUGACGGUGAGGUCAACUGUCCUGAUGGUUCAGAUGAAUCUGACUGUGUACAUAUGAUCCGUCUGAAUGGAACCAGUCGUGUAAAGGUGCAGUUCCAGGCCUCCCAGUAUACGGUCUGCUCCUCACUCUGGACCCAGCACCUCUCCCACUUAGUGUGCUGGUACCUGGGAUACAGGUCUGGAGACACACUGCUGGUACCGGCCCACAAAGAAGACGCUCCAUUCACAUCCAUCAUACUGAGUGCUGAUGGAAAGCUGCAACAAAACAUCAGUGAAACAUGUGGCAGUGGAAACGUCAUAUCGCUGAAUUGUGACAACCAACCCUGUGGUGUUCCUCUCAUCUCCAUGGAGACGACCCGGGGUCAACCCCCUGAACUGACUGCCACUGACCAACCAGAGCAGAGUGGGCGGGACCAAAGUAACAAUGAAAUAGCGCUUGGAAGAGUGGUGGGUGGAGUUGAUGCUCAGAGGAGGGCGUGGCCCUGGGUGGUGUCUCUCUAUUGGAGGGGGCGUCAUGUGUGUGGAGCCUCGCUGAUUGACAGCCAGUGGCUCGUUACAGCAGCACACUGUGUGUAUGGGAAGAACCUCCAUGUGCAGUUCUGGACGGCAGUCCUCGGUCUUCAUGCUCACAGACAUCUGAAUUCCUCAGACGUUCAGAGGCGACACAUCGAUCGCGUCAUCAUCCACAGACAUUACAACCGACGAACCAAACAGGCCGAUAUCGCUAUGAUGCACCUUCAUGCACCGGUCACGUUUACUGAUUCUGUCCAGCCUGUGUGUCUGCCUCAACAGGAGCAGGAGUUUGAAGCUGGGAGGAAGUGCGUCAUCGCUGGAUGGGGUCGAACUGCUGAGCAAGGUUCCCCUUCAGAUGUUCUGCAGGAGGCCCAAGUUCCCCUGUUGAGCCAAGUUCAAUGUCAGAACCAGCUUCCUGAAUACAACAUCACCGCCAGCAUGGUGUGUGCUGGACUCCCCGAGGGUGGGGUGGACUCCUGUCAGGGUGACUCUGGAGGUCCACUCAUGUGUAAGGAGAAAGAACACUGGCUUUUAGUAGGUGUCACGUCUUUUGGGCUGGGCUGUGGACGGCCUCUGAAACCAGGAGUUUACACCCGCACCUCCCACUUCACCAGCUGGAUUGCCAACACCAAACGCUCCUCCUAAAGCGCCUCCUGCCGGCAUGAAGAGAUGACCUGACCGCUGCACCUCCCACUCCUCCUUUACAUG